Messenger RNA from Chinchilla lanigera (long-tailed chinchilla), 3663 nucleotides. RefSeq names its product F-box protein 40 (gene Fbxo40). Gene Ontology annotation, cellular component: cytoplasm. The record is from RefSeq and is a predicted model, not a curated record. The transcript is spliced from 5 exons. The coding region runs from base 412 to 2535 and encodes 707 amino acids. Gene Ontology annotation, molecular function: protein binding; zinc ion binding; ubiquitin protein ligase activity. Lineage: Eukaryota; Metazoa; Chordata; Mammalia; Rodentia; Chinchillidae.
CAGCAGCCUGUGCUGACCACUCCGCUGGCCUCCCGGAGCACAGCUGGACUUGCCCAAGGCACACUGGGACUCAGACUAGGCUCUGGCCUGGAAAUGAUCCUUCUUCAAGGGGUUUUUCUUCUCUCUUCUAGGGAAGAAAACCCACUGGUCUGAAACCCCACUCCACAUCCAGCUUCCUUUGCUAAAUGCCACUGCAGGAAAGAGUGAGUGAGGAUACAUACAGGGAAAGGGAAAAGUCGUGUUUCUCCCCUUGCUUUUCCUUCCCCCCAGAACUCCGGGCUCUGCUGCAGCGGAUGCCCCAGCAGCCACCUCCCUGUGAUCUGCUCGCUCACCGUCAAGGGACCCAGUUGAGGCAGAUGCUGACUCAGCCUGUGCCUUCAAGGGUUCAGAAGCAAGAAAAAUUGGGAAGCUAUGGGCAGGGUACACAGGAGGCCCCCUGGGCAGCACAGACAUUGUGAGGGAUGCAUCAACCGCCACUGCCACGUUCCUGUGGAGCCUGGUGUCUCCUGUCUGGUGAUAAGCUGCCACCUGUUGUGUGGUGCGACCUUCCACAUGUGCAAAGAGGCAGAGCACGAGCUCCUGUGUCCCUUAGAGCAGGUUCCAUGCCUCAACUCCGAAUAUGGCUGUCCCCUUUCCAUGUCCCGCCACAAGCUGGCCAAGCACCUGCAGGUGUGCCCGGCCAGCGUGGUCUGCUGCUCCAUGGAGUGGAACCGGUGGCCAAAUGUGGACUCAGAGACAGCUCUUCAUGAGAACAUCAUGAAAGAGACUCCAAGUGAGGAGUGUUUGGACACAGCCCUUGCCCUGCAGGACCAGAAGGUCCUCUUCAAAUCCUUGAAAAUGGUAGAACUCUUCCCCGAAACUAGAGAUGCCACUGAGGAGGAACCUGCAAUAAAUGGUGAAGCCAGUUGGGAGGAGAUGGCAGGAGCCGUGGGGGGAGUGGGUACCACUUUGGUACCACAUGCAGCCACUAAUGGGGAAAUGAUGGAGUUGAGCCAAGAAGAACGAGAGACGUUAGCCAAAACCAAAGAAGGGAUGGACCUGGCCAAGUUCGGCCAGUGGGAAAACAUGUUCAGCAAAGAGCAUGCGGCCUCUGCUUUAGCAAGUACAUCAGCAAGCCAUGAAGACAAGAGCACAAAAGGCACAGGGAAAGAGCAGGUUUCCAGUGGCAAUAACACGGCAGACACAGAGGGUGCUGCCAAAGGGAAAGAACCCCGGGAAGACCAGAAGCAACAGAACUUGUCUGCAGUCAUAGAGAAGACAGGGCUUGCCCCCUGGCAGGAUGGAGUUCUGGAAAGACUGAAAACUGCUGUGGACGCGAAGGACUAUAACAUGUACCUGGUGCACAAUGGGCGGAUGCUCAUUCACUUUGGUCAGAUGCCUGCCUGUACACCCAAGGAGAGAGACUUUGUUUAUGGCAACCUUGAGGCUCAAGAAGUUAAGACUGUUUACACCUUCAAAGUUCCUGUCAGCUACUGUGGAAAGCGGGCUCGGCUUGGUGAUGCCAUGCUGAGUUGCAGGCCAAGUGAACACAAGGCUGUGGAUACUUCGGAUCUGGGCAUCACCCUAGAGGACCUGCCCAAAGCAGACCUCAUUAAAACCACCCUGCAGUGCGCUUUGGAAAGAGAACUCAAAGGCCACGUCAUCUCUGAAUCCAGGAGCAUUGACGGGUUGUUCAUGGAUUUUGCCACACAGACGUACAACUUCGAGCCAGAACAGUUUUCUUCCGGGACAGUGCUGGCUGACCUCCUCAGCACAACUGACCCGGGGGGACUCCACGUGGAGCUCCACAGCGAGUGUGUAACCAGGAGACACAACAAGAGCAGCUCUGCCUUUACCUUCACCUGCAACAAAUUCUUCAGAAGGGAUGAAUUCCCCCUGCACUUCAAGAACGUCCACACAGACAUUCAGUCAGGCCUCAACGGCUGGUUCCAGCAUCGAUGCCCCCUCGCCUACCUGGGGUGUACAUUCGUUCAAAACCAUUUCCGACCUCCAGGGCAAAAGGCAAAAGUGAUCUACAGUCAAGAGCUCAAAACCUUUGCCAUCAAGCCAGAGGUCGCUCCAGAGCUGAGCGAGGGAAAGAAGAACAACCAGCUCCCAGGGCGUGGAGGGAAAAGCCAGAACUGUCUAAGCAACCUGCCCCUGGAGGUUCUGCAGUACAUUGCCGGGUUCUUGGACAGCAUCAGCCUGUGCCAGCUCUCCCAGGUCUCCACGCUGAUGAGGAAUAUCUGUGCCACUUUGUUACAAGACAGAGGAAUGGUCCUCUUGCAAUGGAAGAAGAAGAGAUAUUCCCAUGGAGGCUCUUCCUGGAAAGUCCACAGAGAGAUCUGGCAGUUCAGCAGCCUGUUCUCCAAAAUCAAGAGCUGGGAGUUUAAUGAAGUUACUUCCAUGUCUGAGCACUUGAAGUCCUGUCCUUUCAACAUUGUAGAGCACAAGACAGACCCGGUUCGUUUGACCAGCAUGUGCCAACCCCGCGAGCAGACCCGGGAGAGCCUAGUCUCCACCUUUAGAGCCAGACCACGAGGAAGACACACCUAAAGAUGCAGAUGCUGUCACUCCUGGACUCCCCGUGGAGCUAUUGGAAGCAAGAUGGCGUGGGGUUUGAGGGCUUGCCUCUGUAACUGUGUCUGGGUCCCGGGGUGUGUUCGAACACGCAGUGUCCUUCCAACCUCAGCAGCUGCACCUGGCGUAAGAAUUUCCUAAGCUAUGGCGUAUACCACAGUGCCCCAUCAAUAUCUGUUUUCUUUUCUUAAAUAGAUCGAUCUGAGGAGACAAUAAAUAACUUGAGGCCAUUUGAAAAAUGAACCCAAAUCUUGAGAUGAGAAAACAGUGAGAUUUCAUAACCAGCACAAGCCCGGGGUUUUACAGAGGGUUUUUUUUUUUUAAAUUUACAAAGCCCUCACAAAUUCCUGGGCAGACAAUGAAGGACAGCAACUGAGAUGCAGAGUUAUCUUCCAGCCCGAAGGUUGGGUCUGUCUUCCAGGCAAGUCCAGAGCUUCUUCAGUCCUCUCAUUGCCUUGAAGCCCAGAUGGUCUCAGUUCAGCCUAACCAAAUAAAGCUGCCGUGAGGACAUCACAGACCAAAGGAUGAAGGCAGUAAUGAGGUCACAGAAUCUAUUCUGUAGAAUCUUGGCAACAGACAGAAGGGAAGCAAUGAGAGAUUAAGGAGAGUCCAGAGGAGACACUAUAUUUAUGGAGGAAGUUGGGAUCAGAACCACAUCUAUUUCUUAUCAUAUUAAUAGUGAUUUAAGAGUCAAGGAUGCUCUUUCUUAAAAAGAAUAUUCGUUCUAGGUCUGGGAUAGGAAUAGUAUAGGCAUAGCCAGUGUCACUCCAUGUCAUCAGAAAUGACAGUUUAUAACCCCAACCUCAGUGUCACACCAGAUUGCACAAGGUAACCCAAGGACAUCACACAUUUGGCAAAGUCCAGACAAAGUCCGCCAAAGUUCUGUGGCAUCAGCCACCAGGCCCCAGACACCCCUGAGGUGCUAUGUAUGGGUUUUUGAAGAGGAACACAUGUGAAUAUAAUGGUUUCCUGAAGUUGCUCCUACCAAUUACUGGUCAUGCCUGCAGCCUGUCAAAAAUGGGUGGUACUGCUAUUUCUGGUAACAAACUGAAUAUUUACGUGAACAGAAAUUUUAAAAAUUACAAUAAAAACCAACAUCUCCUA